GAAGGAAUUUAUGAUUUCCAAGAGCGUCUCAAAGCGGAGAAGGAUGAGAUUGAAAAAUCACUGUCAAUGGCAUCAACCACUGCUCCUUCCAAGGUAAAAGCAGUAGUUGAGAAUGUAGAAUGUGUCAGUUGUGAAGUCAAGCAGUUACAAAAAACUUGUUUAGAUCUGAGUAAGAUGAUUGAGGAGACGUUUAGUGAAAACGACAAAAAUUUAGAGCUACAAGAAGUUAUUGACAAGAUAGGGCAGCUUGACAAAUCGUUAUCCUAUUUAUUCUUUAUAAGAUAUAUAGAAAAUAUUAGUGAUGAGAUAGAGACAUUUUUGUUAUCUGGUGAUGAUCAGUCUGUAAUAAUUCUAUAUACGAGCUUGACAAACAUCAGUUGCCAAUUGCAAACAUCUGUGUGUCAUCACCUAGUCAGUUAUGUCCAUGAGACCUUACACUUUUGGCAUAAUCUAAUCAAGGAAAAAUUAUCAAAGGAGUACAAUGAUUUAUUGAAGACGUUGAAAUGGCCUUUUUGUGGAACCAAUGCUACUUUAUUGAACGUACCUUUGCUAGAGACAAUGACAAGAUUUAAGAUACUCAUUGAAUAUCUCUUUCAUCUGCAGUUACCAGAAGAAAUGAUAAAACCUGUAGUAACAUCUGUGCUGUUAACAGACUUUGCACCAGUUAGUUUGCCAAUCGCCCUUUUAGUACGUCCUCUCCGACAAAGAUUCAUUUAUCAUUUCACAGGAGCUAAAUUGACAAACCGUCAAGAUAAGCCAGAAUGGUUCUUUACACAGAUUUUAACAUGGAUCAAAGACCAUGUUCAGUGGGUACAAAAGAACAUUCAACCUGUAGCGGAUUCUGUAGGUUUUGGACACUUAGAUAUUAAGGCUGAAUUUAUGCGCGCUCUAGUUCAGUUAGCCGUUGAGAAACUUCAUUCCGAAUUGCCCUUAGUGCAGUAUGAUGACACUCUAUUUGCGCAUUUGGUAGACGAAGCUUUAGGAUUUGAAAGAGAACUACGAGAGACUCUGUUAUAUCCGCAAUCUCAGCCAGCUACCAUUUUCGUUCUUACGCAAGCCCAUAUUUUUGUAAAAUGGAUAAAUAUGGAGAAGAAAUACGCGACUGAAAAAAUGGAUGCAAUAUUAAGUUCGAAUACAGCGUGGGAAAGACUGACGGGUCCUGAUAUAGAUGACAUGAAAGUCACUGAAUGCGCAGAUGCCUUUCUCACACUGCUCACCACGAUUUCUGAUAGAUAUAAACAUUUGCCACAGCCUGGACAUAGAUUACAGUUUCUCGACUUGCAAUUAGAAUUGGUUGACGAUUGGCGAGUACGAUUGUUACAAUUGCUACAUGAAAAUUAUGAAGAUCCAUUAACGUCGCUUAUGCCAUAUAUUCUCAAUACAUUACAUUAUGUCGCAACCGUUUUGGAAGAAUGGGGCGUGACUGUUCACUUCUUGCAGCUGCAUUUCUUCAAGAAGCAAUUCGAAGCUGUGGAAAAUGCUAUUGACAGAGGCAGCGACGUUAACGAGAACACCGGAGAAAUAGAGGGAACUGUAUUUGACGAAGCUGUAGUUCUCUUACGACGAUUAGAGAAGCAACUGAUAAAUGAAAUCAGCGAUUCAGUUGCUUUAGAUGUAAAGGCAAAAAGUAGAGCUUACAGGACGGAUAAAUGGUUUGCGAUGCAGUCUUCAAAAGAAGUUGCUUCAUUAUCAGUAACACCGAGUGGUUGUCCCAUGUUCCAAGAACUAGCUACGCGUCUUCAUACAUUGCACAGUGUUCUUGCAUUGCCGUUGUUUAAUCAAGCUUGGAAGAAUUUAGCCGCUCAAUUUGAUCAAUUUCUCUUCGAAGAAGUUGUACUUGUAAAUCAUUUCAAUAGCGGCGGUGCCGAACAAUUACAAUACGAUAUUUUGAGGAACUUAUUUCCAUUAUUUGGUUUGUACAUUGACAAACCAGAAUCGUACUUUCCUUUAAUCAAGGAAGCAUGUAUACUUUUAAAUGUCUUGACGGGUUCAGUAAUAUUGCUUGAAGAAGCGCUAAAUAAUAAUGACAAAAAUGCAUCGACAGAGAUCUUAGCGGAUGUUGGAGUACACAAAAUGCCUACUAAACUUGCUCUAAAAGUAAUAGCGACAAGGACAGACAUUAUCCAUAUAUAAGAGAUCUUUCUCUUGAAUAUAUUCUAUAAAAAUGAAAUUUAUUUUAAUAGAUUUUUCGCGCUUUCCGUUAAAUUAGAUAUACUUUUCUAUUCUUUCCCAUUAUUAUAUUUAAUAAUGUCCAGUCAUUUUGCGCUGCUCUGUAAAUAGCGUCUGAAGCGUUCUUAACAUAGUAGUGUUAUUCCACCAUUGUCAGCGCCUAAUAAUAAUAAUCGAUUGAGAGGAAGGACAGCCAUGGCAGUAAGAAUGCCUUUAAAAGCGUCAGAUCUCAAUUUCGAUGAACUUAAUGAAGCAGUCAUUUCUAUAGCGGUAUAGACACCAAUUCGAUUUGCUGUUGUUCCUAUCACUAAUACCUGUUCGUGCAUUGCCAUGCAAUGAACAGGCUCUGUUGCGCCUCUAAAAAUUAAUGAAGGAUAAUUUAUGUAAAUUAUAUUUUGUAUGUCUAAUUUCAAAUAACAUUACAGGUUUUUCUUACUUCAUAUGAAA
Temnothorax curvispinosus is the source of this 2616-nucleotide messenger RNA. RefSeq names its product RAD50-interacting protein 1-like (gene Rint1). The record is from RefSeq and is a predicted model, not a curated record. Gene Ontology annotation, biological process: regulation of ER to Golgi vesicle-mediated transport; endoplasmic reticulum to Golgi vesicle-mediated transport; retrograde vesicle-mediated transport, Golgi to endoplasmic reticulum. Gene Ontology annotation, cellular component: Dsl1/NZR complex. The annotation marks the transcript as partial. The transcript has 12 exons. NCBI's taxonomy places the organism in Eukaryota, Metazoa, Arthropoda, Insecta, Hymenoptera, Formicidae.